Messenger RNA from Sclerotinia borealis F-4128, 525 nucleotides. NCBI's taxonomy places the organism in Eukaryota, Fungi, Ascomycota, Leotiomycetes, Helotiales, Sclerotiniaceae. The record is from the annotation of a GenBank genome assembly.
AUGCAUUUUUCAAAGAUCCUCCUCAUUUCCGCUGGAGCCAUAACUACAGGCCUAGCACAAGGAUUCAUGGUUCCUACCCCAUGGUCUGUUCAAAAAAUCAAUAUUGGAAACAUCAGACACGGAACCGGUGGUUUUUGGUCAUUCAACUUAAUCGACACACCAACCCCCGCUCCUCAAGGUCUGAAUGUAACAUGCAGUUAUAACUCUCGAACCACUUAUAGAUUUGCAAUCGAUGGAGCUCCAAUUGAACAACCAUGCAGUGGUAAUCCCAACGUUACAUUCAGUCUUUACCCUGCCGGCGAUCAUUUUACCUUCAAUAUCACACACUUGUAUGGAAAUUGCGGAACUGCCGAUAGUCCAUCCCCUUGCAACGACAAUGGAACGUGGCGAUUCAGUCGGGAUGACGUGCUCGGACAAGAGUUUGAUGUCCAAAACAACUUCGGACAAUCCGGAAGUUUUAACAGAGACUCCAUUUCCAUGUAUCCAAAGCGGGCGAUACUGAGUCUGAAAUGCGAGUUCUGUUGA